Molecule: messenger RNA, 755 nt
Organism: Mesoplodon densirostris (Blainville's beaked whale)
Lineage: Eukaryota; Metazoa; Chordata; Mammalia; Artiodactyla; Ziphiidae
Gene: TSTD1
Product: thiosulfate sulfurtransferase like domain containing 1
Exons: 5
Coding region: 64-750 (228 amino acids)
Cellular component (GO): cytoplasm
Molecular function (GO): thiosulfate-thiol sulfurtransferase activity
Source: RefSeq, a predicted model, not a curated record
CGGCUUGGUUCCGGCUCAGCCUCCGACUCCGGCUCCGGCUUCGGCUCUGGGAGGGCGGGGGAGAUGCUGCGGUCGCCCAGGGGGCUGGCCGGGGCCGCAUUCUUGAAACUCGCAUUUGCGGCGCGCACCAUGGCUGGAGAGCCCACGGUCUUGCUCCCUGAACUCCGUUCGCUCCUAGCCUCGGGCCGGGCCCGGCUCAUCGACGUGAGAUCUCCGGAGGAGGCGGCAGCUGGCACCAUCCCUGGGGCGCUCAACAUCCCGGUGUCAGAGUUGGAAACUGCCCUGCAGAUGGAGCCAGCUGCUUUCAAGGCUUUGUACUCCACCGAGAAACCAAAGCUGGAAGAUGAGAACCUCAUUUUCUUCUGUCAGAGGGGCAAGCGGGGAUUUCAGGCCACGCAGUUGGCCCGGGGCCUUGGAUACAAAUGGGCUCGGAACUACGAAGGGGCCUAUAGUGAAUGGUUCCACAAAGAAAGGCUUCGGAUGCGCAGGCUCAGCGGCCAUGGCUCACGGGCCCAGCUGCUCCACGGCAUGUGGGAUCCUCCCGGACCAGGGCACGAACCCGUGUCCCCUGCAUCGGCAGGCGGACUCUCAACCACUGCGCCACCAGGGAAGCCCAGAAGGUGGCUUAUUGAAUGCUCCCUCCACCCGCCCAUGGCCUCCUUCACUAAGAGUGAUGAAGGGGCUGACUUGCUGGGUUGGGCAACUUCUUAUAAUGCUGUGCACCAAAAGCAACAAAUAAAGAGCAGUUAAUUAAA